Molecule: messenger RNA, 1291 nt
Organism: Empidonax traillii (willow flycatcher)
Lineage: Eukaryota; Metazoa; Chordata; Aves; Passeriformes; Tyrannidae
Gene: ATG14
Product: autophagy related 14
Exons: 6
Biological process (GO): mitophagy; cellular response to starvation; autophagosome assembly
Cellular component (GO): phosphatidylinositol 3-kinase complex, class III; extrinsic component of omegasome membrane; mitochondria-associated endoplasmic reticulum membrane contact site
Source: RefSeq, a predicted model, not a curated record
AUCUUGUUUUCCACAAAUAUUAAUAAAGCUUUGUCUCAAGCUUUGCCACGAGCUCCUCUCCCAAGUGUAACAUCUUCUGCUGCUCCCACAGACACGGAGGGGCUGCUGAGGAUCAAGGAGGAGAACCAGAAGCAUUACCGGCGGGCCCAGCGGCACCAGGAGAAGAAGGAGAAGAUCCAGAGGCACAACCGCAGGCUGGGGGACCUGGUGGAGAAGAAAACCUACGAGCUGAAAACCCAGUACGAGCACCUGGCAAACCUGCGCAGGACACACAUCCUGGAGCUCACCUCGGUCAUCUUCCCCAUCGAAGAAGUGAAGACAAGCAUGAGAGACCCCGCGGACGCGUCGUCCGAGAGCGACAGCGCCAUGACCUCGAGCACUGUGAGCAAGCUGGCCGAAGCCCGCAGGACCACCUACCUCUCGGGCAGGUGGGUGUGUGACGACCACAACGGGGACACCAGCAUCAGCAUCACGGGGCCCUGGAUCACCCUCCCCAACAACGGGGACUACUCGGCCUACUACAGCUGGGUGGAAGAGAAGAAGACCACGCAAGGACCUGAUAUGGAGCACAAUAACCCUGCUCAUACCAUCAGUGCUGCAUUGUGCUAUGCAACUCAGCUUGUUAACACUUUGUCUCUCAUACUUGAUGUAAACCUUCCCAAGAAGCUCUGCAACAGCGAGUUCUGUGGAGAGAAUCUCAGCAGACACAGGUUCACACGGGCAGUGAAGAAGCUGAAUGCUAAUAUCCUUCACCUUUGCUUCUCUCAGCAUGUAAAUUUAGAUCUGCUGCACCCACUGCAUACCCUCAGGAACCUUAUGUACCUGGUCAGCCCGGACACUGAGAACUUGGGCAGGUCCGGGCCUUUCGAAAUCAGCGCCGACCUCGAGGACUCCAUGGAGUUCGUGGAUCCCAGCGCCGCCGGCGAGACGGACGAGAGCGGCGACGAGCGCGUGAGCGACGAGGAGACGGACCUGGGCACGGACUGGGAGAACCUGCCGAGCCCCAGGUUCUGCGACAUCCCCUCGCAGCAGGUGGAGAUGCUGCAGAGCCAGAGCACCCAGGCGUCCCAGCCCAUCGCCAGCAGCAGCGCCGGCGGGAUGAUCUCGUCGGCCGCCGCCUCGGUGACCUCGUGGUUCAAGGCCUACACCGGGCACCGCUAACCGGGGACAAAGGGGCGCAGGAGCCGUGGAAGGCACCCCCUCCCCGACAGUGCUGUAGGAAACCUUACAUAUUCAGUUUAGUAGUGCCUGGAACAAAGAAAAGGUCAAGGACUUUUCGUUUUGUAAACCG